Messenger RNA from Fusarium tjaetaba, 2937 nucleotides. RefSeq names its product tpa inducible. Bases 1 to 2937 code for a protein of 978 amino acids. Gene Ontology annotation, molecular function: protein binding. The record is from RefSeq and is a predicted model, not a curated record. The transcript has 2 exons. NCBI's taxonomy places the organism in Eukaryota, Fungi, Ascomycota, Sordariomycetes, Hypocreales, Nectriaceae.
AUGGCGUCUCCACAGCCUCAGAGCAAUGUUGUACAAACGACGCCUCAGCCUUUGAUGCAUCAGAGGUCUGUGGCUAGGAAACCUGUUGGGAAACCGGUUGGAACGCCAGGCCAGAGCAUUUCACUACCGCAUAGACCUGCUCCUCAGCAGCAGCAUCCGCAAGCUGGGUAUCCUCCUCACAAUCAGCAGCAGCAACAUGUUCAACAACAGAGGCCUCAGUCUUAUCAUCCUGGACAACAGGUUCAACCUGUUUACCAGCAACAAAUUCCACAGCAGACUCACCAAGCUCAGUCGAUACCACACCCGGGCCAACCACUUCACCACCAGCAAGCACAACCUGCUCAGUACCCUCCCCAGCAACAACAGCAAAGCAACCCUCAUCCUCAACAUCCUCCAACUCUCCAACAACCGAUUCAGUAUCAGCAAGCGCACCAGCAAGCGCCGCAGCCACAAUAUCAGCAACAGCAACAGCAACAGCUCCCACAGCAGCAUGUCCAAGCGCAGUACCCUCAACAGCAACCCUUCAGCCCGACAAAUCCAUCACCAAAUCCCGCUCCUCAAACGACUCUGCCAAACGCUCACCAAGCGCAACCACGGCAAUCCCCUGCAAGCCCAACUCCGCAAAUCCAUCGUGUCGAUACUGCCAACAGCAACAUCGGUUCAUUUGUGGCCGAUCACGGCAGACCUGGAAGCAUCAGCGGUAGCAGCGCCGGUAUCGCAACGCCUGCUACCACUGUCGCUACACCAAGCGUCGCGGGCACACCACAAUGGGGGCCGAAUGGAGCUCCUAACGCGGCUCAGCAACCUCCUGUGAGCCAGCAAGCCCCGGCAGUUCAACAUGUUCCUGUCCAGCAAAGUCCAGCGAUACAGCAUGCUCCAGGCGCACAACAACCUCACCAGCAACCUCACCCGGCUCAGUAUGCCCCGGCAGCUCAACAAAUCCCGGGGGUUCAGCAGAAUAUUCCAGCUCAGCAUACGCAAGCGCCUCUGCAUAAUCCUCCUGCUCAACAUAACCCAGCAGUUCAGCCGAUUCAAGCUGUUCAAGCUACUCCUGCUGCAGACCUGAGACGCACAUCUACUGGGCAACCUCAGUUGUGUAACCAUUGUCGAAAGGGAAUACCUCUCAACGUGUCGGUCUACACCUGUCUCAUCUGCAGCACAGCGCAUAUCACAACGAACUUCUGUGUGUGGUGCUUCACCUCCAACGCAGUCAACACUUCCCACAGCCACGAUAAAUCCUACUACGCCACUGAAUCCGACCCGCGAGUUCAGUCUUCCGUCCAAGACGCGACAACCCAAAUGUGGACUAUUCGAAAGAACGUCUCGGGUCGACUCUGGUACACUCAUAACUCGACUGGCCUGAAGACACACCUGAAGCCCACAGCAGCGGCCUUGUUUGGAUUCUCUGGAUUGCCACCUGGCUGGGAUGAGCGCAAGACACCUGAUGGUCGAACAUUUUACUUCAACAAGAGAUUGGGGACCAGUUCUUGGGUUAAGCCUGCCAACUCUCUGCCUGAUGGUUGGAGGGAAUUGAGAACGCCAGACAUGACGCCGUUUUACAUCAAUGAACAGCUUGGUUUAUCGACGUGGGAUCGGCCGGGACAGCAGCCACGAGCGACGAAGCAAGGAAAGCAGGUCAUUGUGAGAAAAGCACGACCUGGUCAACCGAAUCAGCCGCAAAACGUCGGCGAUAGCAUCCUUUCAGCGACGGUCAAUGCAGCAAGACUCACUGGCCAAGGUGUUGAGAUGGCAAGUCGACAGGUUGGAAAGCUUGGCAAGAAGAAGAAUUGGAGAAAGAUGGGUCGCAUGUUGAACACAGUCAACAGCUUCGGUGGUGUUGGCUCAGGAAGCGAUGGCGAGUACGACGACAAUUACAACGAUGAUGGGGACUUUGGAUUUGGAGGUGAUGACUCGAGCGGGUUCCAAGACCAGCAGCAGCAGGGACAGUUCCAGCAAAGCUUCGACUAUCAGCAAUCGUCUUUCUCGCAACCUCAGCAGUCUUUCUCAUUUGAAGACAACCAGCAGUCAAUGUUUCAGCAACCAGCUUAUGAGCAACAGUCGACAUUCGAGUAUUCAGUACAAACUGAGCAGCCAGCUUUCGAACAACCUGUAUUUGAUCAACAGACUUCCUUUGGCCAGCAGCCUGAGCAGUUCAGCGUUACAACUGAGGUUUCUUACACGAUGAAUGAGGGUCAGCCAGCCUUCGAGCAGGAAGUUCAGUACACUCAAACAUACGAGCAGCAACCCGGCUUUGAAGUCCAGCAGCAGACUACGUUCGAAACUACUUCCACUCAAGAGCCAAUCUUGACUCAGCAGACAACAUCUUACGAGACAGUCAUUACUUCCGAGCAGACCGCCGUUGAGCCUCCCCUUCAGUCAAACGAACAGCCUGUAUAUCAGGUUACUGCACAAGAGACAUAUCCUACCCAGCCGUAUAUUUACGAUCCGACCCAAAUGCCUCAGCAACAGGUCACCAUCUCGUACACAGUACCCGACUAUGCCGCCGAACCAGCACCGCUGUUCACAUCCCAAACCCAAGUGCAGCAACCUGCGUAUCCGGUGUUUAUGCAGAACAAUCAGCCUGAGAUCAUCACCAGCGACGUUCCUCUAGUCGAAGUCCCGGGUACACCAGACAACACCACACUCAUUGUCAGCAGCGGAUACGGUAGUAACGACAUCUUGGCUGGUACUAGCCUAGCAACUGAGAACAAUACGGCCCCUGUCCCUCAGGUCUCAACACCAGCGCCACAGGAUAGUAUUGUGGUUGAAGUGGCGGUUCAGUCGACCCCGACGCCUGGAUUGGAGACAACUGCAUCGCCAGCACCGGUCGUUGUGCAAGAGUAUGACACUUCAGUAAAGCCUGCUUCUAUCGUGACCGUGGAUCCUGUUCAGCCUGUUGACUAUGAUGUUGGAGCCAGGUGCAAUGCACUUAUUUAA